CGCCCACAGUAAACUCGAGAAACCAAAGUGCAAAUUGUUAAAAGCUUAGGCACCACUUAGCAUAACUCGCCCGGGAAUUUUACCAGCGGCAGCGCCCACGAAUAAAAUCCUCCACCAUCGGCUUCCGUCCUUUUUCUUCCUUCCCCCCAGAUCCAAAAAAUUUGCCAACACGACCCGACGAAAUGGCCGAAGAACGAUCGACGAAAACCGACACGACGGUCCGGGACGAACCCGGAACGAAUCCGAAACAUCCGAACCAUUUAUCCCGACUCGAUCUCGUCCUCCCGUUGACCGUCAUCUCUACGAUCCUCUCCAAGCUCGACGUCCGAUCCAUCUGCUCCGCCGCCGCCACGUGCAGAUCCCUCCGCCACUGCGCCUCGCAAACCCUAACCUUCGUCUCGUCGUUCCACGUUAACGACAUUGCGCCUUCGCUGGAUCUGUUAAGGCCGAUUCUGCGUCAAAAUCCGUACUUGAAGAGCCUGAAGCUGGAUUGCGCAAGGCUUGAUGAUUCGUCGAUUGAGAUGUUGGCUCGACCGUCGCUAAAUGAGAUCUACUUGCAUAAUUGUGAGAAUCUGAGCGGGAAGUUACUUUCGCAGUUAGGGGAAAAGUGCCGGGAUCUCAGGACUCUAUAUUUGAGCUCUUUAGCUGAACGUAGAAGGCUUGUAGUGCAGUUUUCUGAUUUAGAGGAAUUGCUUAGCGGUUGUUCGCAUUUAGAGACUCUGAUCUUGGCACUUGAUGUGUCAAAAUUUGAUAAUCCUAAAUUUGCUGAAGUUUGGGCGGCUGCUUCAGAGAAACUCACUUCUCUUGAGAUUGGAUAUAUUCCUAUGGCAAUGUUGUCUGCUCUGCUCACUUUGAGCGCAGGGUCACACCAGCCUGAGCAUCGUAUGAGACCACCAAUAUUUCCAAGUCUUCAGAAACUCUGCCUGUCAGUGGACUCUAUAACAGAUUCCUUAGUUACAUCUAUUUCAAUAGGCCUUCCAUGUCUGACGCACAUUGAUCUCCAAGAUUCUCCCUUUGUAGAACCUACAGCAGCUACCGACCUGACCAACAAUGGCCUUCAGCAGAUAAAUCAACAUGGAAAACUCAAGCAUAUUUCAUUGACUCGGAGUCAGGAGUUCUUAUUCACCUAUUUCCGACGAGUAAAUGAUCUAGGAAUUCUUCUAAUGGUAAACACUUGCUCUGCAUUGGAGAGCAUCAGUCUUGGUGGUUUUUGCCGAGUUACCGAUAGUGGUUUCAGAGAAAUCCUAUAUUCAUGCCCCAAACUUCGGAAACUUCGAAUUUCCCAUGGAAGUCAACUGACAGAUCUUUUGUUUCAUGACAUCUUCGCCACUUCUUUGUCUCUGACUCAUGUAAGUUUGAGGUGGUGCAAUCUCUUGACUAAUCCUGGUAUCGAGAAGCUUUCAUUCAGUAAGGAGCUAUGUGUCCUUGAUCUGAGGGAUUGUCGAAAACUUACUGAUCCUGCCUUGAAAUCUCUAAGCUCUCUUUCUAAGUUACAAACACUGCUUUUGGAUGGCACAGAUAUCAGUGAUUUGGGAUUGUCGUACUUGGGCCAUGGAAACUGUCAAUUAGUCUCACUCUCCUUAAGAGGUUGCAGGAAACUAACAAAUGCUUGUAUCUCUUCCAUCUUCAGCGGUUCUUCAGCGCGCUCUCUCCAAAUUCUGGACCUCUCUAGGCUUCCAAAUUUAUCUGAUGAUGGGAUAUUCUUACUAGCUAAAAGUAGGGUCCCAAUUGUUGAGCUCCGCCUCAGAGAAUGUCCACAUAUAGGGGACGCUUCAGUAAUGGCAUUAGCAUCAAUGCAACUUGAGGGUGGUUUGCUUGGUAGUAGCUUGCAUUUGCUGGAUCUUUAUGAUUGUGGUGGCAUAACUCCACUUUCAUUUCGUUGGUUUAAGAAGCCUUACUUCCCAAGGCUUCGAUGGCUGGGAGUGAUUGGGAGUGUUAAUAGAGAUAUGGUGGAUGCAUUGGCUAGAAGGCGACCUUUUCUGCAUGUCGCUUGUCGAGGUGAGGAACUAGGAACUGGAUAUUGGGAUUCGUUAAGUGGAUGGUAUCGGCAUGAGGAGGACGAGUUUGAUGAGCUUGAACAGUGGCUUUUGGAGGGCGAUGAUGAAGAUGAUGAGGGAGAAGAAAUGGAAGGUUAGUGCUGCUUCUGUAGAUUUCCAUGCUGCAGGCAUGUGUAUCCUUAUUGCACUCACUUAUUUUAUGUCAUUCUUGUGUAAUAGGGUUAAUUGUGGAUAGCCCUUCUCUACUGUUGCUCAAUUGUAGAUAGACCGCUUGUAGUUUCUAUUGUUGCAGAUA
Molecule: messenger RNA, 2292 nt
Organism: Asparagus officinalis (garden asparagus)
Lineage: Eukaryota; Viridiplantae; Streptophyta; Magnoliopsida; Asparagales; Asparagaceae
Product: F-box/LRR-repeat protein 10
Exons: 4
Coding region: 183-2135 (650 amino acids)
Biological process (GO): SCF-dependent proteasomal ubiquitin-dependent protein catabolic process
Cellular component (GO): SCF ubiquitin ligase complex
Molecular function (GO): protein binding
Source: RefSeq, a predicted model, not a curated record